AUGACGGAUACGACAGUUUCGGCUACAACGACAGUCGGACGUAAAGCGAUUGAUCAUACACCGGACGAGGAUGAAUUCCAGAUGACUCUGCUUCCGGAGACUAAAAUCAUUUUCAUGGGAGAAAAUAUAGGCAUUGAACCUUUGGGAGUAAACAUUAUAAUGCAUAAUGACACACCGUGGAUGCAAGCAUUUAAGGUAAAUACUUGUACACAGGUGAAAUGCACUGCAAACUAUAUGUUCACAAUUAGACCAUCAAAUGGUGUCAUUGCAUCGAACGAAAAAAAGAAUAUCCGUGUAACAUUCAAGUGGAAAAAAGUACCCAGAGAUGAUGUGCACUUCAUUUCAUUUUAUCACGUUCAUGUUGAAAAUAGCAUUUGUGCAAAAACUCCAAGAGAAAUGCUUGAAACAUAUCGACCUGAAGGAGUGAAACGUAUUCACUGUCAGUUCAAAUAUGCAAAUGGUCUCACGGUUAAUGAACCUGAUCCUAUACCGACUGCAAGUGUCAUGAUAAAUCCUCUAACUGGUGCACCAGUCAAUAAAAAAUGA
Molecule: messenger RNA, 546 nt
Organism: Thelazia callipaeda (thelaziosis nematode)
Lineage: Eukaryota; Metazoa; Nematoda; Chromadorea; Rhabditida; Thelaziidae
Source: the annotation of a GenBank genome assembly